This is a messenger RNA of Rhagoletis zephyria (snowberry fruit fly), 1593 nucleotides long. The record is from RefSeq and is a predicted model, not a curated record. Lineage: Eukaryota; Metazoa; Arthropoda; Insecta; Diptera; Tephritidae.
AUGACCACCACUACACCCGCUGUUGCCUCGAGGGCCAACGAAAAGUCAUUCAAGGACAAGGAGAAGCCGACGGAGAUUCGCUCUUCCAACAUUAUCGCCGCCAAAGCCGUCUCCGAUGCGAUUCGCACUUCUCUCGGUCCUAAGGGCAUGGACAAGAUGAUCGAGGCUGCAAAUGGAGACGUGACCAUCACCAACGACGGCGCCACGAUCCUGAAGCAGAUGCAAGUACUUCACCCGGCAGCUAAGAUGCUUGUUGAGCUGAGCAAGGCGCAGGACGUUGAAGCCGGCGACGGCACCACGUCUGUUGUUGUUUUGGCCGGCUCUCUUCUUGAUGCCGCUGAUAAGCUGCUGAAGCGUGGUAUUCACCCGUCGGCCAUUUCGGACUCGUUUCAGCGAGCCGCCUCUAAGUGCAUUGAGAUCUUGGAAAGUCUAGCCAUCCCCGUCAAUCUCGAAGAUCGGGACACUUUGAUCAAAGCAGCUGCCACGAGCUUGAACAGCAAAGUGGUCUCUCAACACUCUUCUCUCCUGGCCCCGAUUGCCGUUGACGCCGUGCUGAAGGUGUCGGAAAACAACAACGCCGACUUGCGUGAUGUUAAAAUCAUCAAGAAGCUAGGUGGUACCUUGGAUGAUACUCAAAUGUUUGAUGGUCUCGUUUUGCCGCAGAAAUUCGCCAAUGAUUUUGGCAGCAAAAAGGUGGAGAAGGCCAAGAUCGGCCUGAUUCAGUUUUGCGUCUCUCCCCCAAAGACUGACAUGGAUAAUCAGGUUGUCAUCUCUGACUACACCCAAAUGGAUCGCAUCCUUCGCGAGGAACGCCUCUACAUCCUCAACAUCGUCAAGCAAGUGAAAAAGGCCGGCUGCAAUGUGCUGCUUAUUCAAAAGUCUAUCCUCCGUGAUGCACUCAAUGAGAUGGCCAUUCACUUCUUCAACAAGGCCAAAAUUGCAGUGGUGCGUGAUGUGGAACGCGAAGACAUUGAGUUUGUCUGCAAGGCGCUCGGCUGUCGACCAAUUGCCAGCCUGGACCACUUUGUACCUGAGGCACUGGCUUCUGCCGACCUCGUGGAGGAGGUACCAGACGCCAAGUUUAUUCGCUUUUCAGGCGUCUCGGCGCCCAGUUCAAGUGGCACGGUAAACGUGGUGAUUCGUGGCUCAAACAAGCUGGUGCUGGAGGAGGCCGACCGGUCGCUGCACGAUGCCCUCUGCGUCAUUCGCUGUCUGGUCAUCAAGCCUGCACUCAUCACCGGCGGCGGCUCGCUCGAGAUUGAGCUUUCGCAGAAGCUGGCCGAGUACAGUCGAUCACUCGUCGGCCUGGAUGGCAUCUGCUUCCGAGCUUUUGCCGACGCUCUCGAGAUUAUCCCCUACACUCUGGCGGAGAAUGCCGGCCUCAAUCCGAUCGCCACGGUGACUGAGCUGCGAAACCGCCACGCCAAUGGCUCUAAGUACGCUGGCAUCAACGUCCGUCUGGGCACCGUCACGGACAUUCUCGCGGAGAACGUCAUUCAGCCGCUGCAGGUCUCCAUUUCGGCCAUCAACCUGGCCUCGGAGACGGUCCGCUCGCUGCUGAAGAUUGACGACAUUGUGCACACUGUUCGCUAA